AUGAAACUUGCGCGAUUGAUUCCAUGUCCACAAGCUGAUUUAUUGAAUAUUACACUUCGUCUCUUGCUGAAUUUAUCAUUCGAUCGGGAUAUUCGAGCACAAAUUGUUCGUAUUGGUUUACUGCCAAAAUUAGUAGAUUUGAUCGAUGAUGAUAAUCAACGUUUGAUUUCUCUGUGUUUAUUGUACCAUCUAAGUAUGGAUAAUACAAACAAAGCUUUCUUCACGUAUACGAAAUGCAAUCAACAAUUGAUGAAACUCAUCAUCGAUUGUAAAGAAGAUACCAUUGAACCUGAAAUUAUUGCUUUAGCAAUUAAUCUUGCAUUGAAUCCUGGCUGUGCCGAACAACUGUGUGAAUAUAAGCAUGGCAAAGGUUUGAAGUUACUGAAGAAACGAGCCUAUAAACAAAAAGAUUCAUUAAUCAUGAAAAUGAUACGAAAUAUUUCAUCACACGCAUCACCCGAUAUCAAAAAUCAGUUCAUCCCAUUCGUUGGCGAAUUCGGUGAAACCUUAGUCACAGAAAAUGACGAAGCAUUUCUUACUGAAGUCGUGGGAACUUUGGCGAAUUUAACAUUACCGGAAAUUGAUUAUGAAGCAUUGAUGAGUGAAUAUGGUUUAGUUAAUUGGAUCAAAUCAAAAUUGAAACCUGGAUCAAGUGACGAUGAAUUAUCAUUGAAUGUGGUUAUUCUGGUUGGAACACUUUGUGCUGAUGAUGCUUGUGCGGAAGUGCUAGCUAAGAGUGGGAUCAUUCAAAUUCUCAUUGAACUUUUACAUGCCCAACAAGAAGAUGAUGAAAUUGUUUUACAAAUAUGUUAUGUGUUUUAUCAGCUUUGUUUUCAUAAAUCAACUCGACAUGUGAUUAUUAAAAAGACUGAUGCACCGGCUUAUUUAAUUGAUCUUAUGCAAGAUAAAAAUAAAGAAGUUCGACGUGUUUGUGAUAUCACAUUGGAAAUCAUCAGUGAAUAUGAUCCUGAAUGGGCUGAUCGUAUCAAAGGUGCUCGCUUUCGUAAUCACAACCAAGCAUGGCUUGAAGCGAUUGAGCAACAACAAGUAUCUUAUGACGAUGACGAAUCACCCGUCAUGAACAAUGCAGGACCAGGCAGUUUCUAUUCGACGGCAGUUCGAGAUCAAGAUGACUAUGUCGAUCAGUUCGCCUACAGUGAUGGUUAUCCAAUGGAUGGUCGAGAGUCACCAGAUGUCAAUCAUUGGAAUUCAAUUAACAGUGGAGCUGAGAUGGAUAUUGAUAGUAAACCUUUUGCUCGACCUGAGGUGACUAAUCAAACUACUCGAAAUACUAAUCGUUCACAAACUAAUCCUACAACGACAACACGAAGACGUGGUGUUUACGAAUAA
This is a messenger RNA of Adineta ricciae, 1350 nucleotides long. The record is from the annotation of a GenBank genome assembly. Lineage: Eukaryota; Metazoa; Rotifera; Eurotatoria; Adinetida; Adinetidae.